GGUGUGAUGGAUGAAUUGAUCAAUGAAAAACUAGAGAUGUUCAAUACACGCUGGGAUGAAGUACAACAGGAGGCUGUAAGGAGACAAAAGGUUCUUGAACAAAGUAUUCAGUCUGCCCAGGAGACUGACAAAGCUAUUCGCCUAAUUCAGGAAUCCCUUGGCACCAUAGACAGACAAUUGACGGCCUAUAUUUCUGACAGAAUUGAUGCAGGCCACGUUCCCCAAGAAGCACAGAAAAUACAGUCAGAGUUAUUAAGCCAUGAGAUUAGUUUGGAUGAGAUGAAAAAAAGAAUCCAAGGAAAG
This is a messenger RNA of Staurois parvus, 303 nucleotides long. The record is from the annotation of a GenBank genome assembly. NCBI's taxonomy places the organism in Eukaryota, Metazoa, Chordata, Amphibia, Anura, Ranidae.